AUGUCCCAGGUGAACGGCUCGCUCUCCCGACGUCACGACGCACCCCAUGGAGACCCCAGGCUGGGUCAGCCCCCCAGUCCGGUCCUGGAUUCAGCCUCAGCCCAAGACAAAUCCUUGUCUCCAUCUCUCCUGCCUGAACUGGAGGUAGCACCAUCCCCCCGCUUUUCAGAGGCAGCACUGGAAGAGGCCCUCCUAAAGGAAGAAGCUCCCCCUAUGCCCCAGGGUAAUGGACCAGGGCCCCCCCAGGCCUCAGAGAGCACUGAACUUGCCAUCUCUCCAGAAGCUGUGACAUGCCAGCCUCAGGGGCUUCCCUCUCCAAGGGGACUUCCUGGGUCCUCCAGCUUUACCCCGCUAUUGCCCAAUGGUGCUGGCCAUUCCCUGGAAGCGGGUGGCCCCAAGAGGUCAGGGAACGGCACACUGGGUGGCCCCAAAGCCCACCGGAAGCUGCAGCCACACUCAUCAUUCGCCAGCCAGGGCAGCAAGAAGAGCAAAGGAAGCACAAAGUCAUCGGCUUCCCAGAUCCCCAUUGAGGCUCAGGAAGACUGCUGUGUACACUGCAUCCUCUCCUGCCUGUUCUGCGAGUUCUUAACGCUGUGCAACAUUGUCUUGGACUGUGCCACCUGCGGCUCAUGCUCUGAGGACUCCUGCAUCUGCUGCUGCUGCUGCGGAGGGUCAGGGGAAUGUGCCGACUGCGACCUGCCCUGUGACAUGGACUGCGGGAUCAUCGACGCCUGCUGUGAGUCGGCCGACUGCCUGGAGAUCUGCAUGGAGUGUUGUGGGCUUUGCUUCUCCUCUUAGCCCCUGGCCCCAGGAGAGGUGCUGGGGGAGAGGGGAGACUGGGGGGAGGGCUGGCUCCCAACCCAAACUGCCAGCCCCCCCUCCCGACUCCCCACUACAAAUCAAGCUGCCUCCUUGCCAAGGAUUCAGUUGGGUCUGCCUUGAGCUCCAGACUGGCAGGGUGAGCAGAGACAACUCCAGUUUAGAGCCAGCGGAGA
This is a messenger RNA of Trichosurus vulpecula (common brushtail), 995 nucleotides long. RefSeq names its product MyoD family inhibitor (gene MDFI). Bases 1 to 798 code for a protein of 265 amino acids. NCBI's taxonomy places the organism in Eukaryota, Metazoa, Chordata, Mammalia, Diprotodontia, Phalangeridae. The transcript is spliced from 4 exons. The record is from RefSeq and is a predicted model, not a curated record.